CUAUUCAGUUGUCUUUUUUGGGAUUCACCAACCACCAGUACAAAGUCUCAAGUGCGUCUUAUUCCUCAAUGGCGUGAUGCCGGUAUACUUUUCGUGUGUGACGUUUCAAGAUCACACUGUGUUUAGGGGAUUUGACCAUCCAAAAAACUUUACUUUCAAUGGCUUACCAAGAAAUAAAGAGCCUGAGCCUGGCUCUGGAACAUGCCGUAUUUUUGUUGCAUACAAACAGGCAAAAAAACAAGCAAACAAACCAAAAUGAUUAUAAAAAAGAAAAAAAAGAAGCAAAGAAAAACGUGACAAUGACUCUGAAGCCAAGGUAGUAUUGAGCAGAUCAAGGUGCGCUAUACCAUAUAAAAAGCCAUGGCAGUACUUUAGGUGCCGUAAAUACAAUAUGAAACGGUAWGUCCCUCUAAGCCCUCUGGAUAUCCUGGGUACAGAUGCGAUUUCAUUUAUAAUGGAGGCGACAUGGUUUAGAUAACUUUGGAAAACAGGAGAAUAGCAGAAAUAUGCAACAACAUCUUCCUUGAACUUCAUGUUUCUAUCAUUUGYGGAUGGCAUUUUGCAGGGUAAAAGAUUUAUCUUGAUGCUAACUUGAUUAAUCMAUCAUCAUGAUCAUAUGAUGCGGAUUGAAGUGUUCUCUUUUACUGAAUGACCAAUCAGGAGGAAGAAUAAAGUCAUGUGACACAGUGUGACGUCAGGCCUAAGACAAGAUAGAAACAACGAGCUGUGUCCUGUGACAUGAAUUAAUUUUUGACAAAAAAUAUUKGACAAAAACAGACUGAAAUGCCCAUYAUUCCUGAAACUUUAUGGGUAGUUUAUGCAAUAAAUAACAAUCGACCGUGAGAUUGAGUAAUACUCGUUGAAAAAAGUAGAUAAASUAGUGACAUCGCCUUGCUUUCAGCCGAUAAAAAUGGCGGAGCAAAGUGCUGGUGUGCCAACGGCUAAUUUUACUCCCCUGGAGCCAUUCGUUCAUCAAGUUGGAGGCCAUUCUACAAUGAUGAAGUUUGAUGAUGUAUCGGUGUGCAAGCCUUUCGUUGUGAGGGAACAUCGAUUUUAUGAGGAUCUGCCUUCAGAGAUGAAAGCUUUUACACCAGAGUACAGAGGUGUUGUGUAUGUAAGCUUUGAAGAAGAUGACGAAGGCUUCAUUUAUACCAUUGCACAUCCAGAUAAAAGGGCACUAGAAAACCAGGCAGUCAAUUCGAGUCGCAAUAACUCAUCUGACAGUGACAGUAGUGAAGACAAUGAUAUUGGAACUAACACUUCACCCAGCAGGCGUAGAUCAUUCCGAGCAAGUCAUAUUGAGAGUGUACAGAAAAGGCCACAUAGAGUUCGAUUAAGGAGUGGAAAAAUUGAAUUGGUAGACACACGUAAAGACAGAGUAUUUGCAGCUGAUGAAAUGACUGAACAAACUCAAAGUGAAGUGAAUCCAUGGAGUCUGCAUCUUCACAAGCAACAAUUAUCAAAACUAAAUAAAACAGCAAAAAUACAAAAAUUUAUUGUUCUYGAAAAUGUAGCAUAUCAAUUUACUUAUCCUUGUAUAUUGGACCUGAAAAUGGGGACAAGACAACAUGGCGAUGACACACCUAACGAUAAACGAGCCAAGAUUAUGGCUAAAGUUGAGUCUUCAACCUCRAAAACUCUAGGUGUCAGAGCUUGUGGGCAGCAGGUAUAUCAGCAAGAUUCAGGGAGAUUCAUAUGUAAAAAUAAGUAUUAUGGUUUGAAACUCUCAGAAGAAGGCUUCAAAAGAGAACUUACUACAUUUCUACAUAAUGGACAAAGACUUAGAAUUGAGCUCAUUGAGCCAUUCAUUCAUAAACUMCGCAAAUUAUACAGAGUUAUAGAGAAAUUGAACUCUUACAGAUUUUUCUCCAGUUCGCUAUUGCUGUUAUAUGAAGGCAAAGAGCUGGAAUCAGGUCAUUGGAUGCGUCAAGAUAGUGAAUGCAACUCAUCCAUGGAUUCAUCUGAUGGUCUCAUGCCCAGGAAUUCUUCAUCUGCAAGUCUUAAAGGAUCAAGGCGUGCUAAGGUUGAAGUACGGAUGAUAGACUUUGCACAUACUUCAUACAGUGGRUGUCCGCAGGAUAAAGUACGGUCAGGACCUGAUACAGGUUACUUGUUUGGUAUCGAGAAUGUUAUCAGACUACUGGAAGAAAUCCAUAAGAACGCAAUAACAGAGGAAGAGCAAGAAUGCAUUGAUGACUCAAUCUUCAAUGAACUUCAUCAGUGAUGACCUAAUAUGGUUCAUUUGUGGUUUGUCAAUUUGUUAGGAAUUCAAAUUGAACAUUAUUUCCUUGCUUCUGAUUCAAGUUUACCCAUAUAAGAUUCCAUACUGUCAAAAUAGUAUGAAUAAUAACAUUGUCACCUAGCAGAUGAAGUGACUUUUAAGACUCAAGUCAUCUUUCAUAAAGCAACUCACAUAACCUAUUUAAAUGAUCCAACACAAAUGACUAGAUUCUUGACCAUGGAAUUGAUACCUUUCUGGUUAAAAAAGAACAAAAAUACAAACAGCUAAAACUAAAACGUUAGAAUGAGUUACAGGUAUCCAAAUGUUAUAUUAUUGAGACAAGCUGGAGCCUUUGCUGGCUCAAAGGGCUGCAAGCAAAAGGUCAAAAUAUAACAUUCUGGCAUAAAAAAGGCCAAAAUAAAUGUGAAUAUUUACCAGUCAAAACUCUUCUUGUAUUAAAAAGAGCCAGAGUGGGUACAUCAUACAAGUCUAUACUUCAGCCCACCAUGGUUUAGGCUGUACCAACCAAAAUACCUAGAAAUCCCUUGGUCAAUUCUGAGCACUAACUGUGCACAACUCGGUGUGCAUGUAUGCCAUGUAUGUAGGCAAAUCAUGUAAUAAUGUAACAUGCAAACAUGGUUACUCAAUUAUAUCAGCAUACAAGAUGCAUAGCCUUCUCCUUAUAGUGAAAUCCACUAAAYUUACAAGAUUUCCAAUUUUUCUAAGUGAAAAAAAUACAAAAAUAGCUAUACAACUCUUGAAAUGUAUGAAAGUGAUUCUCAAAAUGUUCUAAUUCAAUUCUCUAAAURUUCUAUUUUGUAAAGGAAAAUCAAAUAUUUAUUUAAUGAAUGCAGAGAAUUUGUUUUUAACUACAUAAAAUGUUACAUGUAAUAUUUUAAAGUAUGCAAAACGCAAAUACUUCAGAGAAAUAUGUAAAAGGCAUGCCUAAUCUGAAUGGUUUUUUUUAACUGUUAGGUUACAGCUGUCCAUUUGAUGAAGAGAGUUACAAUCAGAUUAUGGAGUAAGGCGUGUUAAGUAUUAGGGGGGAAGGUUWUAUCRGCAAUGGGGUUCUCUGUGACAGRGGAUGUUUGCUGCUGGAGAUUAGACUCGAUUCCCUUGAAUAAAYYGCCUUACUCCAAAUUUAAUGUAAAGAUUACACAAAAUAUUGYUUAGAAAAAUUGUUGCGAUCAUUUGUAGGUCUACUCUACACUGAAUAAGUCGUGCACUGCAAUACCCUCAUUAGAGGGCAUUKCAAGCAUAGCCAAAGAAAAAAAUAAUGUUCUGUAGUCAGUAUUAAAUGACAUUGAAGAUUUUAGUUCRCAUAGUUUAUGUCAAUAUACUCAUCAUGUUCAGAUUAGUGUACAUAGGUCAUAAUUAUUUCCCUUAUAGCAAAGUCUUUCUGAAGAUGGAAUUUUAUUAUUUAACGUAUUAUUGCUCUAAAUAAACAAGUUCAAAGAUGU
Molecule: messenger RNA, 3681 nt
Organism: Exaiptasia diaphana
Lineage: Eukaryota; Metazoa; Cnidaria; Anthozoa; Actiniaria; Aiptasiidae
Product: inositol hexakisphosphate kinase 1
Exons: 7
Coding region: 911-2224 (437 amino acids)
Biological process (GO): inositol phosphate biosynthetic process; phosphatidylinositol phosphate biosynthetic process
Cellular component (GO): nucleus; cytoplasm
Molecular function (GO): inositol hexakisphosphate kinase activity
Source: RefSeq, a predicted model, not a curated record